Molecule: messenger RNA, 2359 nt
Organism: Mercurialis annua (annual mercury)
Lineage: Eukaryota; Viridiplantae; Streptophyta; Magnoliopsida; Malpighiales; Euphorbiaceae
Product: dynamin-related protein 5A
Exons: 16
Coding region: 283-2115 (610 amino acids)
Biological process (GO): receptor-mediated endocytosis
Cellular component (GO): cytoplasm; microtubule; plasma membrane
Molecular function (GO): GTP binding; microtubule binding; GTPase activity
Source: RefSeq, a predicted model, not a curated record
CUCCAUUUAUUUUUGUCGAACUCAACUCAAGUCAAGCUCAAAUAAAUACUCUCCUUUAAACCCCUUUCUUUCCCCAAUUCAAAACGCGCUUCUCUCUCUUCAUCUCUUCAAAACUUCUAACUCAAGCCAUCUCUCUUAGGCGGCAACUCCUUUUUCACAGAUCCAUUUCCUACCGACAAACGGUGCCGUUUGUUGCUCUCAAGUCAUCAGAUCUACACGAUCUGAUCGGACUUCACCGCUACCGUUACCGCCGAUCGUAUCUGUUUGCUUAGCUGAUUGUAAAUGGAUAAUUUGAUUUCUCUGGUUAAUAAAAUACAAAGAGCAUGUACUGCUCUCGGUGAUCACGGUGAAGCUAGCGCAUUGCCUACUCUUUGGGACUCUUUGCCUGCUAUUGCCGUCGUCGGUGGCCAGAGUUCAGGAAAGUCAUCAGUGUUAGAAAGCAUUGUCGGAAAGGAUUUUUUGCCUCGUGGAUCCGGUAUUGUUACUCGUCGUCCUCUCGUGUUACAGCUUCAUAAGAGUGAUGAAGGUACCAGAGAAUACGCUGAGUUCCUUCACCUCCCUAGGAAGAGAUUCACCGACUUUGCUGCCGUUCGGAAGGAGAUUCAAGAUGAGACCGAUAGAGAGACUGGUCGUUCAAAACAAAUCUCUACUGUUCCAAUUCAUCUGAGCAUAUACUCUCCGAAUGUUGUAAAUUUGACGUUGAUUGAUCUUCCUGGGCUUACAAAAGUGGCUGUUGAAGGGCAACCGGAUAGUAUUGUGCUUGACAUUGAAAAUAUGGUUCGCUCCUACAUUGAGAAGCCCAACAGUAUAAUUCUGGCCAUUUCACCUGCAAAUCAAGAUCUUGCAACAUCUGAUGCAAUAAAAAUAUCUCGUGAGGUGGAUCCUACAGGAGAGAGAACUCUUGGGGUCUUGACAAAGAUUGAUCUUAUGGAUAAGGGUACUGAUGCAGUCGAGAUACUGGAAGGAAAAGCUUAUCGGCUAAAAUUUCCUUGGGUUGGUGUUGUGAAUCGCUCCCAAGCUGAUAUCAACAAGAAUGUUGACAUGAUUGCGGCUCGUCGUAGAGAGCGCGAGUAUUUUGCCAACACAGUAGAGUACAAACACCUUGCUUCAAGAAUGGGUUCUGAGCAUCUAGCAAAGGUGCUAUCAAAGCAUUUGGAAACUGUAAUCAAGUCCAGAAUCCCAGGCAUCCAGUCCCUUAUCAACAAAACAAUCGCUGAACUGGAAUCUGAAUUUAGUCGUCUUGGAAAGCCUGUUGCUGUUGAUGCUGGGGGAAAGUUGUACACAAUCAUGGAGAUAUGUCGUAUGUUUUACUCAAUAUACCAAGAGCAUCUUGAUGGAGUGCGACCUGGUGGUGAAAAAAUAUAUAAUGUUUUCGAUAACCAAAUUCCUGCUGCUUUAAAAAGGUUGCAGUUUGACAAGCAACUUUCGAUGGAAAAUAUUCGUAAACUGAUUACUGAAGCUGAUGGAUAUCAACCUCAUUUGAUAGCUCCUGAACAAGGAUACCGUCGUCUCAUCGAAUCUUCUAUAGUUACCAUUAGAGGUCCUGCUGAGGCAGCUGUUGAUGCGGUUCAUGGUUUAUUGAAGGAGCUGAUUCACAAGGCUAUCAGUGAGACUCCGGAGUUAAAGCAAUAUCCUGCUCUUCGAGUGGAGGUUGGGAAUGCGGCGGUUGAGUCGCUUGAAAGAAUGAGAGAGGAAAGUAGGAAAGCUACACUUAAGCUAGUUGACAUGGAGCACAGCUACUUGACAGUUGAUUUCUUCAGGAAGCUUCCUCAAGAUGUUGACAAGGGUGGCAAUCCCACACAUUCAAUAUUCGAUAGAUACAAUGACUCGUAUCUUAGACGAAUUGGAUCGACGGUUCUAUCGUAUGUGAAUAUGGUGUGUGCAAGUCUUCGUAAUUCCAUUCCUAAGUCCAUCGUUUACUGUCAAGUGCGAGAGGCCAAACGAAGCCUGCUCGACCAUUUCUUCACCGAACUGGGAAAAAUGGACCAAAAAUAUCUGUCAUCAUUGUUGAAUGAGGAUCCAGCAGUGAUGGAGCGGCGCGCUGCACUUUCGAAAAGACUGGAGUUGUACAGGAGUGCUCAAGCGGAGAUUGAUACAGUCGCUUGGUCUAAGUAGGAUACGCAGCAGUUAAAACAUUCUUGUUUUAAGAUACUAGGCUUGCUGGCUGUGUUAUUCUUUCAUUUGUUAUAUGUACCGGGGAAGGAGGGGAGCUCCGAGUCUUUUCUAUUUUUGGGUUGUAAUGUGCUACUAGUUAACAAAAGGGUUGGGUUUAUUUCCUUGGCCUAUGCUAUACAAAUAUGUAGUAGUAUGAUAUACGAAUUUGCUAUUAAUUUUUCAUGCUCAACAUCUGCAUUGUGCA